UAGGAUCACGUAUAAGAAUGCAGUCAGUUUAUAAAUUGGUAUCAACUGUCAAUCAAUUUUACAGAGAAAUAAAUCCCGCAACGCUUUCGGGAGCAAUUGAUGUUAUCGUUGUUCAGCAACCUAAUGGUGAUCUCGCAUGCUCGCCGUUUCAUGUUAGAUUUGGAAAACUUUCCGUUUUGAGACCACAAGAAAAAAAGGUUGAAAUGACAGUUAAUGGCAAAGUCGUUGAUUUUCCAAUGAAGAUAGGAGAAGCGGGUGAAGCAUUUUUUGUUUUCCAGACUGAUAAUAUGGUUCCCCAAGAACUUCAAACGUCUCCGCUUGCAGGACCUACUGAAUUUUCUUUAACUGAAGAGCCUGAUUUUCUUGAUCUGGGUGCCUCAAGCGCACGGGAUUCACCAGUUUCGAAAGAUAGUACUCAAAUUUAUGAUUUUGGACGUAAUAAUAUUCUUGGCUCUGACUUUGGUACGGAAGAAGGAGCGUCAGAUCCAGAAAACGCUACUGAUUUGGAAUCAGCAAUUUCAAAUGCUGUAGUUCCUGUCGGUUUCACAUCAGACGAUGAAACAAACGCAGGCAAAGUAAUUGUACAAAUUGAUUCUCUUGAAGAGGUUCACGAAGUCGAAAGAACCAUUGUAAAUGGACAGACGGAUUCUAAUACUGUGGAAGUUAAUUUACAACAGCAGGUCUCAGAAUAUGAUCACGGAUCGAAUAUAAUAUCAACUGAAAAGAGCGAAAUGAAUGAAAAGCUUGACUAUAUAUCUAGUAAACUACGAAAUGAAGGUGUUGAAUAUGAUAAUGUUCAAACAAAUGAUAUGUCUCAUAAUGACUCAGUAAUCGGAGUUCGUUCUGAUUUUCAUCCUGAAUCUAAAAUCGAUAUAACCGAACAAUCAUCCAUUGAUGAUGGUGAAAUACUUGAAGACAAGAAAUCAAAUAAUGAAAGGGCUUUAUCAAUGCCGUUGGUUCAUUCAAAUUGGGGAAAAUCUGAUGGUCCCUUUUCUGACACAGAACUGGAUGAAACACGAAAACCUGAAAAACCGUCUGAGAGACGCAUACACAGAACUAGCCCCUUAAGUGAUACAGAGUUAGAGUACGAACCUGUGAAUGAUCCAAAAAAUACUGCAGAAUGGUCGUGGGGCUGGGGGACGCUACCUGUCAGAACAUCUGAUAAAAUGGAACAUUGGCAAGAAAGUUCUGAUAACAAAGAAUGGAAAGAUCAUGAAAAGCAAACCGAGAAUACAUCUGGAGUUCAGAUUGGAGAUAAAAAUUAUUGUUUUGAAAUGUCACUUUGUGGCAGUGAUACUUUUGGAAGGGAUGAGAAAAUGGAUGCUGAGUUAUUUCGAAAGCACUUAAUCACUUUUGAGAAAUUUACAGAAAACCCACAACUUUUGAAUGAUAAAGCGCUGGUUAUUAAAUAUGAAGAUCGAUACCUUACAUGGGCCACGGCCGCACCAUUGAUUAUAUCUCUCGUCGUAUUCAAAAAACCACUUCCCGAUUCUACCAUGACACUUCUGACCAGUAAUCGAUCCGAAGAGUUGAGGUCGAAUAAACGAAAAUAUAGUUUACGAGGAUUGAGUCGAUGGUGGAGCCGUUCUUCGAGCCCGCAACCUGUAGACACUAUAGAAGAGAGCAAUGAUGAAAAAGCACAUAAUAAUACAAAAAAU
Racocetra persica is the source of this 1658-nucleotide messenger RNA. NCBI's taxonomy places the organism in Eukaryota, Fungi, Glomeromycota, Glomeromycetes, Diversisporales, Gigasporaceae. The record is from the annotation of a GenBank genome assembly.